AUGAGUGGUUAUGACCAUCUAACACCUGCUGAAAUAGGCAGAAAAGCAUGGAAGGCUGCUAGUCGUGCCGCCAAGCAUAUGAGCAAGCACUCGCGAAUUGUGAAUCCCUCUCUGGAGAAGUGCAUCCCCCGCUUUGAACGGUCAGAAGUCAUCCUAGGGGAAUUCUUAGGAAGUGGAGGUUUCAACGACGUGUAUGAAGUCAAGAGAAUAGAUCUUGUGUCCAACUUAGAGGAUGCGGAACACGCCAAGAAGAUUGCGUCCCCGUUGCAACAAGAACACAGAGCGUUCAUUUCCAAGCACGUCUUUCGAGAGUCAUCACAAAACUGCCGUUACGGUAUGAAGUUUCUUUCAAUGGAUACAAUUGGCGAUCCUGGUCGUUUCUGCACUGGAGCAGCUGAUCUUGUAGUUGAAGCCAAGUUUCUUGCAUCAUUAGAGCAUCCUAAUAUUAUCAAGCUGAGAGGAAUGGCUGCAGCUGGAACAUCUGGUUUCGCAACGAUGAAGGAGCGCGGUUACUUUUUGCUUCUUGAUCGAUUGCAAUGCACUUUGGAGGAUAAGAUUGAUGAAUGGACAGACAACAAGAAGAAACUUGCAAGAGAAAGAAACGAAAAGAAGUUGCGGUUUUUCCUAGCCGAGCGUCUACAUGUUGCUUUUGAUGUUUGUGCAGCCUUGGAUUACCUGCACACAAAUCAAAUCAUCUACAGAGAUCUAAAGCCAGAUAAUAUUGGAUUUGAUAUUAGAGGAGAUGUGAAAUUGUUCGACUUUGGUUUGGCAAAGGAACUGGAUCCUUCAUUGAAGAGUGAAUUUGAUGACUUGUAUGAAUUAUCAGGAAACACUGGUUCCCUUCGUUACAUGUCUCCAGAAGUUGCAAGAAGCGAGCCCUACAAUCUUUCAGCAGAUGUAUACUCGUUCGGUCUGCUGCUGUGGCAGGUCUGUUCGCUGGAUCUACCAUAUGAUGGUAUGAAUAGACAGGAUCAUGCGGAGCUCGUGGUGCAUGGGAAUGAGCGUCCGAAACUUGAUAAUUCAUGGAGCACACCGCUGCGUAUCCUAAUGAAGCGCUCAUGGGAAUCAGACCCAUUGGUGAGACCCUCUAUGGACUCGAUUUACAAGAUUUUGAGAAGGGAGAUUUGUGCACUUCGGGAUGGAGAUGACAGUGGGCUUGAGCAUACAAAACGAAGAUCAACAUUUGUUCUUGAACGGGGAGACGCUGGAGCAAAGGCUGGCGAAGCUAGAAGAGCUACUAAAGGAUCCCGAAUAAAGUCGGAUGGACUGGAUCAUGAGGGAUUAAAGAAGCCAGCCUCAUAA
Messenger RNA from Cylindrotheca closterium, 1302 nucleotides. The record is from the annotation of a GenBank genome assembly. NCBI's taxonomy places the organism in Eukaryota, Bacillariophyta, Bacillariophyceae, Bacillariales, Bacillariaceae.